AUGAGACCUUCAAGCCCUACUCUUUGCCUCUUACCAUUUCUUUUUCUCACUCUACUGCAGAGACCCACCUUUGCCUCCAAAAAGUCAUAUGUGGUGUACUUGGGAGGGCAUUCACACGGCCCAAAACUCUCGUCCUUCGAUGCAAAUCUUGUAAAGGAUUCUCAUUAUGAAUUUCUUGGAUCGUUCUUGGGAAGUCGUGAAUUCGCUCAAGAUGCUAUAUUUUACUCGUACACAAGCCACAUCAAUGGCUUUGCUGCAAAUUUAGAAGGUGAAGUAGCAGCUGAGAUAGCUAAGCAUCCAAAAGUAGUGUCGGUCUUCUUGAACCGAGGAAGAAAACUACACACAACUCAUUCAUGGAGCUUUCUUGGACUCGAAAAAGAUGGAGUGGUUCCUUCUAGCUCAAUUUGGAAGAAAGCAAGAUUUGGUGAAGAUACAAUUAUUGGAAACCUAGAUACUGAGUCAGAAAAUUGGUGGCGGCCUGGUGGGGAUAUUCAAAAGGGCCGAUGGAUUUUGUGGAAUCUGUAUAUGCGGCAAAUGAUUUCAAUAAAGUCAAAUAUUCCUUCUUCAUUAUGGAAGCUUGUUGGAGCCAGAUACUUCAACAAAGGGUAUGCUAAUAUUGUUGGUCAUCUCAAUUCCUCCUUCGAUACUCCUCGAGAUGACGAUGGUCAUGGUUCCCAUACCCUAUCAACAGCAGGAGGCAACUUUGUAGCUGGAGCAAAUGUCUUUUACUUGGGCAACGGAACUGCAAAAGGAGGGUCACCAAAUGCCCGGGUGGCAGCUUACAAGGGGGAGAGUUUAUCACCUAAGGCCUUGACAAAGAAUAAGUUCUUCCCGCUUAUGAGUGCUGCAGAUGCUAGAGCAACUAAUGCAUCAAUUGAAAAUGCUUUGCUGUGCAAGGCUGGAUCACUUGAUCCCAAAAAAGCGAAGGGGAAGAUCUUAGUCUGUCUUCGAGGUAUAAAUGCAAGAGUGGACAAGGGUCAGCAAGCUGCCUUGGCUGGUGCUGUAGGGAUGGUUCUUGCCAAUGAUAAGGAUACUGGGAAUGAAAUUCUUGCCGAUCCUCACGUUCUUCCUGCAUCGCAUAUCAAUUACGUCAGCGGCGUUGCUAUCUUCAAAUAUAUUAAUUCCACUAAGUCUCCCAUUGCUUAUAUCACUCGUCCAGAAACAAAAAUAGGCACGAAGCCAGCCCCCUUCAUGGCUGCUUUUUCAUCCAAGGGACCCAACACCGUUACACCAGAGAUUCUUAAGCCUGACAUCACAGCACCAGGAGUGAGUGUAAUAGCUGCUUACACUGAAGCACAGGGACCAACAAACCAAGACUUUGAUACACGACGAGUAGUAUUUAAUUCAGUAUCAGGAACUUCAAUGUCUUGUCCUCAUGUUUCAGGCAUAGUUGGCCUUCUUAAAACUCUGCAUCCUACUUGGAGUCCUGCAGCAAUUAAAUCGGCAAUUAUGACUAGUGGUGAGUGCAGUUGCAAACUAAGAGAACUCUAG
Dovyalis caffra is the source of this 1491-nucleotide messenger RNA. The record is from the annotation of a GenBank genome assembly. NCBI's taxonomy places the organism in Eukaryota, Viridiplantae, Streptophyta, Magnoliopsida, Malpighiales, Salicaceae.